CGUUAUUGGGUAGGAUGAGCUGGGCCCAAAAUACUCCUCUCCUUUCCUCACUCUCCCUGUCCGACUUGUUUUAGGGUUUCCGCUGCAGCUAAAUUUUCCCUCAGUUUCGCAAAUAAGCAGAGUCAUGGCAGCAAGAUUCAUAUCAAAGUGUUCUAAAGUGGGCCGAUCAUUGGUUGGUGGUGUCGGAAACAACUCAUCUAACUUAUGGAGCACUCAUCGUGAGACGAUUUGCAGUAAUUUCUUGUUUCAGCAACAAAGAACUUUCAUUCAGAUGAGAACUGUUCUCAAAGUUGUUGAUAACUCGGGAGCAAAAAAGGUUAUGUGCAUACAAGCUUUGAAGGGGAGGAAAGGUGCACGAUUGGGAGACACUAUUGUUGCAUCUGUAAAGGAAGCCCUGCCAAAUGGAAAAGUAAAGAAAGGAAAGGUUGUGUAUGGCGUGGUUGUGCGUGCUGCCAUGCAGAAGGGCCGUGUCGAUGGAAGUGAGGUGAAGUUUGAUGAUAAUGCUGUGGUGCUGGUUGAUAAGCAAGGCCAGCCAAUUGGGACCAGAGUAUUUGGGCCAGUUCCACAUGAGCUUAGGAAGAAAAAGCAUGUCAAAAUCCUUACCUUAGCUCAGCAUAUUGCCUGAGGUAUGGAUCAUGUGUAGCUUUGCUGUAUUGUAGGGUUGCUUUCAGGUUAGAUGCUUUCCAUUGUACUGGGGAAAAAAGGAAUGUUGAAUUUAAUCUUUAGCACCAAAUUCUGUCUCCUUAGAUCGAAAGCUGCCUCAUCCCUCAAUAAGCUUUUCAUUUGUAUUCGAUACUCAUCUCUUGUUGAUGAUAUGUUCCACAAAAUUAUGAACAAAUUAAAGGGCACUUCUCUCUUUCUUUUCUGGAUCAUAAA
Molecule: messenger RNA, 876 nt
Organism: Tripterygium wilfordii
Lineage: Eukaryota; Viridiplantae; Streptophyta; Magnoliopsida; Celastrales; Celastraceae
Product: 50S ribosomal protein HLP, mitochondrial-like
Exons: 3
Coding region: 125-625 (166 amino acids)
Biological process (GO): translation
Cellular component (GO): ribosome; mitochondrial large ribosomal subunit
Molecular function (GO): large ribosomal subunit rRNA binding; structural constituent of ribosome
Source: RefSeq, a predicted model, not a curated record